AUGCCCAACCUUAUUGGUUCAGUUAACCAUUUCGAUAUCAAACGCAAAGCUCACGGCCUAAGCCGCCGGAGUCAGGAGCAGACAUGGAAUCCUUUUCGCCAUGUUUCUUGGGAUACCCGCCCCCGCAAGCGCUCCACCUGGGAUGGCGCCAACCUUGAAGCCCAGCGAGUGGUACCCGGCACCACGCCAGAGGAGGAGGAGACCGAAGAGCCCAUUCACCAUGUACAGAGCGAGCCUGCGCCCAGGGAUUCGGAUACAGUACGCAGCAUGAGCAAGGAGACGAGGUCAGGGACAGGCAGCGGUAGCGGUGAGACCAUGUUCGAAAACAAGGAGCAGGAGGGCGGCGCAGCCCUGAGGAAUCGCAAGACCGACAACUCGACGGAAGACAGGACGCCACCCGAGGAGGAAAGGGAAAAGCCCAAAAAGCAAAAGUCGGGUUUGAUCAAGCAUGUGCAGCCCAAGGCGCCCUUUACCGUUGCCAACCAACUGCAACGAACGCUUCUCAACUCGUGGAUCAACAUUUUGAUAUUGGCCGCCCCAGCCGGUAUCGCCAUCUCAUACGUCGGCUCGGUCAACAAGAUUGCCGUCUUCGUUGUCAACUUUAUCGCCAUUAUCCCGUUAGCAGCAAUGCUAGGUUUCGCAACAGAGGAAAUUGCACUGAGGACCGGUGAAUCAUUGGGAGGUCUUCUCAAUGCGACUUUCGGAAACGCUGUCGAACUCAUUGUCGCCAUUAUCGCUCUCGCUGAAGGCAAGGUACUCAUUGUCCAAACCUCUCUCAUUGGCUCUAUCCUUUCCAACCUGCUCCUCGUCAUGGGCUUCUGCUUUUUCUUCGGCGGCCUUCGUCGGCCUGAACAGUACUUCAACACCACCGUCGCCCAGACUGCUGCCUCUCUCCUCGCCCUGGCCGUUGCUUCCGUCAUUGUCCCGACCGUCUUCGACAAGAACGAUGGCACGGACAACAACGUUCACGUCGCUGCCCUCUCCCGCGGAACCGCCGUCAUUCUCCUCAUCAUUUAUGCUUCCUACCUCUUCUUCCAGCUCAAGACUCACCAGGCUGUCUUUAACGAGGAGUCGCAAAAGGUCGCCGCCAAACCGUGGAGCCGUGGUGGGCUGAAGGAGGGCGCGCUUGCUCGUGGCCUCGCCGGCACUGGUGCGCGCAUGGCACAAACGGGCGUCAGAGGCGAGAACGAGCGGGAGGAGCUGAGCAGGAUUAUGAUGCAGCGUCCUGCUGAAGAUGACGAUGAAGAGGAGGAUCCCCAGCUACAUUUCUUCGUUGCCGUCGGCACUCUCACCAUCUCCACUGUUUUAAUCGCUUUCUGCGCCGAAGCCAUGGUUAGCUCCAUCGAUUAUGUCACCAAGACUUCCGGCAUCAGCGAGGAGUUCGUCGGUCUUAUCCUGCUACCCAUUGUUGGAAACGCCGCCGAGCACGCGACGGCCGUUACUGUCGCUAUCAAGGAUAAGAUGGACCUUGCCAUCGGCGUCGCUGUCGGCUCUAGUAUGCAGGUCGCUCUCUUCCUCAUCCCGUUGUUGGUUAUCAUCGGCUGGGGCAUGGGCAACGACGCCAUGACCCUCAGUUUCGACUUGUUCCAGGUUGCCGUGUUGUUUGUUGCAGUCCUGCUGGUGAAUUAUUUGAUUGGCGACGGGAAGAGCCAUUGGCUCGAGGGGCUGCAGCUCAUCUGCUUGUAUGCCAUUAUCGCUGUGUGCUCGUGGUGGUACCCCGCCUCGGGCGUCGCCGGCUAA
Messenger RNA from Colletotrichum truncatum, 1740 nucleotides. RefSeq names its product Ca2+:H+ antiporter. The record is from RefSeq and is a predicted model, not a curated record. Gene Ontology annotation, cellular component: membrane. Gene Ontology annotation, molecular function: calcium:proton antiporter activity. Gene Ontology annotation, biological process: calcium ion transmembrane transport; intracellular calcium ion homeostasis. Lineage: Eukaryota; Fungi; Ascomycota; Sordariomycetes; Glomerellales; Glomerellaceae.